Leptomonas pyrrhocoris is the source of this 2139-nucleotide messenger RNA. Its product is annotated as putative mitochondrial RNA editing complex protein MP61. Lineage: Eukaryota; Euglenozoa; Kinetoplastea; Trypanosomatida; Trypanosomatidae. Gene Ontology annotation, biological process: RNA processing. The coding region runs from base 292 to 2139 and encodes 615 amino acids. Gene Ontology annotation, molecular function: ribonuclease III activity. The record is from RefSeq and is a predicted model, not a curated record. The transcript has a single exon.
AGCAAAACACACACAAAAUAAUUGCGUCAAUUGUAUCACAACACAAAAAGCGGCGGUAAAAGAAAGAAAGCAAGCAAGAGCACCCUGUUCUGGGUUCCGUGACAGUACCCUCAGUCUGGUUGUGGUGGGGUGAGCUUGCAGCACUAACAACAAGUCGGUCUUGUAUGCUCAAUAGGUGCAACCAAACAUUGCGGUUUCAGGGCGUUAAAGGGAAAAGAAAAGCAUCGUUAAGGUGAAACCCCAUACAGAGAUUAUAGUAGAGCAAUGCGUUGCUCUGGGGUGUUUGGCGCGAUGCCUUCUCUGCGUCGACCGCGGCUAACUGCAGCACGUACAGAGCUUUCCUCGCACUACAACGUUAUGCGUUCGAGGCGCACGCUGCUCCUUUCCACCACCAGUAUGAGCAUUGCGAUGCGCAGCAUUGGCAGCGCGGAGAGCAGCAGCAGCAGCAGCAGCAACCGGAAAGAUGCGAAAGGGACAGCAACUCCACAGUACUUCAACUUUGCGACGCGCGAUGAAUUUCUGCGGCGUCAAGGCGGCUUCAGCUCGCGCGGUGGACGCCGCUCGCGUCGUCGCAGUUCCGGUCCUGCCGAGGAAGAGCAGAUACUUCGCAACAGCAUCCAGGCCAGUAGCGCUACCGAUCCCCACAGCACCCCUUCCGUUUUCCGCAAGGACAUUGCCGUCUACGGUUCGGCGGGCAAGCAACUCAGCGGCGUUUCGGUCAGCGUGGACGUUCCGACAUCGCGGUUUCUCGACAUGUUUUCCGAGUUUGAUACGAAGCGGUGUAAGCUGUGCAACGAAACCUUCAUCGUGUGGCACGCGCACUCCUGCGGCAUCCCGCACGCCGGUCGAGAAGGCAUUUUGUUGGAGCUGGUGAGGCCGUUCUGCGGUACCCCAGAGGAACAGGUACACCGCUGGAACCAACGGCUGUACCACAGCACUGCGUUUGGCAGAAUUCCUGCGCUGAGCCACCCGAAUAAUCAAGUACGCAAGCAGAAAUUGAAGUAUCUUCUGCUGUACCUGAAGGACCGCGAGGUUUUGAGGGAUGUCUUUUCGGUGCGGAGCAACGAGUCCAACGAGGCCAUGCGCGGCUUUGAGUUUGAGCGGCUUGAAUUUAUCGGUGAUGGGGUGGUGAAGUACAUCUUGAACAACGUCCAGAACAUUGUGUUUCCUAUCGUCGAGGGCGGCAGUCGUGGGCGGCUGGCCAAUUUCCAGUUCGUCAUUGACGGCAACGAAGGUCUCGCCCGCGGCUACGACUACCUGGAGCUGCAGGACCUCACACUCAGCUCCCGCGUGGUGAGCAAGUUCAAAAGCGACGUCGUCGAGACCCUCUUUGGCGAGCUGCAGUUUUACCUGUGGUCCACGCAGCUCGACGUCGACACGGAGCCGCUGACGUUUCCCUUCACAAAAGACAUGUACACGCUGCGCGCCCUCGUGCAGCACGUCAUGUACGAAACGGCAACCGUGCUUUUCAUGUUCCACGUCGAGUGCAUUCUCGGCUCGUUGCAGCGUGUUGUCCGCGAGCAGCAGCUGCAGUUUGUGCGAGCCGAUCCGUCGUUGCUCAAGAUGCAGAGUCGCAGCGCCGACUCGCACCGGCCCACCCGCAGCUCGUACGACGAUGAGUUUUUCGGAGACGAUGGUUACUACGGUGGCGGAGGCCGGAAUGGAGGAGGAGGCGGUGGAGGUUCGCUGAUGAUCCCAGCGCCCACAACGACGCUGAUGAAGCAGCGCAUCGCACGUACUCAUCUGCAGGGCGGCAGCGCGGCGACUUUCUUAGAGUCGACGAACUACGAGAACUACAAGCGCGUGGUGUCCAUUGGUGGUCUUCUACCCCGACCCUUUACACGAGAGCAGCUGGCGGUGAUUCCUAACUACAUGCCACACAUCCAGCGCGAUGAGGCGAUGACGCAGCAACUGCGCGACGCCAAUACGAGCUGGAGGGCACAACUGAACAAUGAGCUGACGGAAGACGCGGCAAAGUCAGCAUCGACACCGGAAGAGGAAUGGUCUGCUGAUGGUGGAGGGACGGAGGCGGCUGCGUACCAUCUCAGUCCGACGCCUACGAGGAAGGACACACCGGCACAGGCACCGUUGUCUGUGCCGCGCCUCAAGGACGAGGAGCUAAUUGCUGAGCUUCCUUGA